AUGAACGAUCCUGUUGGGAAGCGAUAUGAGAAGUUGAAGCAUUUGGGAGAAGGUCAAUUCGCUAACGUCUACAAAGCGAAGGACAAUACCUCUGGGGAGAUUGUGGCUAUCAAGAAAAUCAAGCUCGGCUCGAGGACAGAAGCUCGUGAUGGCGUCAACCGGACUGCCCUGCGUGAAAUCAAGCUGUUAAAAGAGAUUCAUCACGAAAACAUCAUCUCUCUUCGCGACGUUAUCGGCAACAAGAGCAGCAUUUCGCUCGUCUUCGAUUUUAUGGAGACUGACCUCGAGCAUUUGAUCAAGGACUCAAAUAUCAUCUUGACAACGCCGCACAUCAAGAACAUGAUGCUCCAGACGUUUCUCGGACUCAACUUUCUUCAUGUCAACUUCAUCGUCCAUCGGGAUCUCAAGCCCAACAAUUUGCUGAUGAACAGUGCCGGUCGAGUGAAGAUUGCUGAUUUUGGUCUCGCCCGUUUCUUCGGGUCGCCGAAUCGCGUGUAUACACAUCAGGUCGUCACACGAUGGUACAGGUGUCCAGAGCUCUUGUAUGGGGCUCGAAGCUACGGAGUGAAUGUUGACAUCUGGGCGAUGGGAUGUAUUUUUGCUGAGCUGUUGCUGCGAAACCCAAUUUUCCCCGGCGAAAGUGAUCUCGACCAGUUGAUCAAGAUUUAUCGUUUUCUGGGUACGCCAACCACGGAGGACUGGCCUCUAAUGGAGAGCCUGCCAGACUACAUCCCCUUCAGGGAGCCCUGUCAACGUGUCGAUUUGCGCCAAGUCUUCUCCGCGGUAUCAGAUUCGGCGAUCGAAUUGCUAGAAAAGAUGCUCGAGUUUGAUCCGCUGAAGCGAUGGGAUAGCGACCAAUGCUUGAGCUCCGUCUACUUCCAGGUCGAACCCUUCGCUUGUGAUGAUUCCGAAUUGCCUUUGCCAAAUAGGAGCGGCCCGGCUGUCUCUAAAAGACGUCGUCCUAUGGAAGAUGGCGUGAAAGAUUCACCGAUUCGCCGUCUCGUGUUUGAU
Molecule: messenger RNA, 1011 nt
Organism: Mesorhabditis spiculigera
Lineage: Eukaryota; Metazoa; Nematoda; Chromadorea; Rhabditida; Rhabditidae
Source: the annotation of a GenBank genome assembly